Molecule: messenger RNA, 7157 nt
Organism: Psammomys obesus (fat sand rat)
Lineage: Eukaryota; Metazoa; Chordata; Mammalia; Rodentia; Muridae
Gene: Itga9
Product: integrin subunit alpha 9
Exons: 30
Coding region: 1-3426 (1141 amino acids)
Biological process (GO): cell-cell adhesion; cell adhesion mediated by integrin; integrin-mediated signaling pathway
Cellular component (GO): external side of plasma membrane; integrin complex
Molecular function (GO): integrin binding
Source: RefSeq, a predicted model, not a curated record
AUGUGUACUUCACCGCAACCUCCCACGCGAGCACACCUCGCGCAUCGCGUGGCCGCCAGCCCGGGUCCAGGCGGCGCUCGAGGUGCCGUGUCCAGCAGGGGGCGCUGCGGGCCCGUCCCUCCCGGGCCGCCCGGGCCGCCCACCCCGCGGGCGCGCCUCUCCGCAGUUGCAGCGCCGCCCGGGCCCGGGACCCGCUCCUUCCGAGAGCGCAGACCUCUCCGCGGGGAGCAGGAGGACGCGGCGCUCUGGCGGCCGCCCCUGGCCUCGCACCGGCUCGCGCCGCAGCCCCUCGCCGCGUCCCGCGCCGGCUGGGGAUGGGGCGGCCCGGCUGCGGCGCGGACGGGCGCCGGGGGGCUCCGCGCGCUGCUGCUGGCGCUGGCGGCCGCGGGGGUCCCGGCCGGCGCCUACAACCUGGACGCGCAGCGCCCCGUGCGCUUCCAGGGCCCGGCGGGCUCCUUCUUCGGCUACGCGGUGCUGGAGCACUUCCACGACAACACGCGCUGGGUCCUCGUGGGAGCACCGAAGGCAGAUUCUAAAUACAGCGCUUCAGUGAAGUCUCCUGGAGCUGUGUUUAAGUGCCGCGUCCACACCAACCCUGACCGGAGAUGCACCGAACUGGACAUGGCCCGAGACAAGAAUCGAGGUGCGACUUGUGGGAAGACCUGCCGGGGAGACCGGGACGAUGAGUGGAUGGGGGUGAGCCUGGCCCGGCAGCCCAGAGCAGAUGGCCGUGUUUUGGCAUGCGCCCAUCGCUGGAAGAACAUCUACUAUGAAACAGACCACAUCCUGCCCCACGGAUUCUGCUACCUCAUCCCGUCCAACCUCCAGGCCAAAGGCAAGACGCUGAUCCCCUGCUAUGAAGAGUAUAAGAAGAAGUAUGGGGAGGAACAUGGCUCCUGCCAGGCUGGGAUAGCAGGCUUCUUCACUGAGGAGCUGGUGGUCAUGGGUGCUCCAGGCUCCUUUUAUUGGGCUGGAACGCUCAAGGUGCUGAAUCUCACGGAGAACACGUAUUUUAAGCUGAAUGAUGAAGCGAUUAUGAACAGGCGCUAUACCUACCUGGGCUACGCAGUGACCGCGGGCCACUUCUCUCAUCCGUCCAUCACUGAUGUGGUAGGAGGUGCCCCACAGGAUGAAGGCAUUGGAAAGGUUUAUAUAUUCAGAGCGGACCGAAGAUCAGGGACCCUCGUAAAGAUUUUUCAGGCAUCAGGAAAAAAGAUGGGCUCUUACUUCGGCUCCUCCUUGUGCGCAGUUGACCUGAACAUGGACGGCCUCUCUGACCUGCUUGUGGGGGCCCCCAUGUUUUCUGAGAUCAGAGAUGAGGGGCAGGUCACCGUCUACCUCAACAAAGGAAGUGGAGCCCUUGAGGAGCAGCUAACCCUGACUGGAGAUGGCGCCUACAAUGCCCACUUUGGGGAGAGCAUCGCCAGCCUGGGGGAUCUGGAUGAUGACGGGUUCCCAGAUGUGGCUGUCGGGGCACCUAAGGAGGAUGGCUUUGCUGGUGCAGUCUAUAUCUACCAUGGUGAUGCCAAUGGGAUUGUGCCCCAGUACUCAAUGAAACUGUCUGGGAGGAAGAUAAAUCCGACCCUGCAGAUGUUCGGGCAGUCCAUAUCAGGGGGCAUUGAUAUGGAUGGAAAUGGCUAUCCUGAUGUCACCAUCGGUGCCUUCCUGUCCGACAGUGUAGUCCUCCUCAGGGCCAGACCGGUCAUCACGGUGGAUGUCUCCAUCUUCCUCCCAGGCUCCAUCAAUAUCACAGCGCCUCAGUGUCAUGACGGACAGCAGCCUGUCAACUGCCUGAAUGUCACUGUGUGCUUCCGGUUCCACGGCAAGCAUGUGCCGAAAGAAAUUGGUUUGAACUACAAUCUGACCGCUGAUGUGGCCCAAAAGGAGAAGGGCCAGCUUCCCAGAGUCUACCUUGUGUUGCUGGGAGAGACCGCUGGCCAGGUCUCGGAGAAGGUGCAGUUGACCCACAUGGAGGAGAUGUGCCAUCCCUACAUGGCCCAUGUCAAGCGGAGGGUCCAGGAUGUCAUCAGCCCCAUCGUGUUUGAAGCUGCCUACAGCCUGGAUGUUCAAGUGACUGGUGAGGAGGAGCGGGAGCUGCCGGAUCUGACACCAGUGCUACGCUGGAAGAAGGGACAAAAGAUCGCCCAGAAGAAUCAGACGGUUUUUGAAAGGAACUGCCGAUCUGAGGACUGCGCAGCCGACCUGCAGCUUCGGGGAAAACUGCUGCUUUCCAGUGUUGAUGAGAAAACCCCACACCUGGCUUUGGGGGCUGUGAAGAACAUUUCUCUGAACAUCUCCAUCUCCAACCUCGGGGACGACGCCUAUGACGCCAACGUGUCCUUCAAUGUUUCCCGGGAGCUCUUCUUCAUCAACAUGUGGCAGAAGGAGGAGAUGGGCAUUUCCUGUGAGCUGCUGGAAUCAGACUUCCUCAAGUGCAGCGUGGGGUUUCCUUUCAUGAGGUCAAAGUCGAAGUAUGAAUUCAGCGUCAUCUUUGAUACGAGCCAUCUGUCUGGGGAAGAGGAAAUUCUCACCUUCAUUGUGACUGCUCAGAGUGGCAACACGGAGCGCUCUGAAGCCCUACAUGACAAUGCUCUCACGCUGACGGUGCCACUGGUGCACGAGGUGGACACGUCCGUCACUGGAAUUGUGUCCCCAACCUCCUUCGUGUAUGGUGAGUCUGUGGACUCGUCCAACUUCAUUCAGCUGGAUGACCAGGAGUGUCAUUUCCAACCACUGAACGUCACUCUCCAGGUCUACAACACGGGCCCCAGCACCCUUCCUGGAUCAUCGGUCAGCAUCUCCUUCCCCAGUCGGCUGUCCCCAGGUGGCGCGGAGCUGUUUCGGGUCCAAGAGAUGGUGGUGAGCCAAGAGAAGGGUAACUGCUCUUUCCAGAGGAACCCGACCCCCUGCGUCAUCCCUCAAGACCAAGAAAAUAUCUUCCACACCAUUUUUGCUUUUUUCACCAAGUCUGGAAGAAAAGUGUUGGACUGUGAAAAACCAGGGAGUUUCUGCCUAACACUGUACUGCAACCUUAGUGCUGUCCCUAAAGAGGAGAGCCGCGCCAUUGACCUGUACAUGCUACUGAACACAGAGAUACUGAAGAAGGACAGCUCCUCUGUCAUCCAGUUCAUGGCUCGAGCCAAGGUGAAGGUGGAUCCUUCACUGAGAGUGGUGGAGAUAGCCAACGGGAACCCAGAAGAGACGCUGGUUGUCUUUGAAGCCUUGCACAAUCUGGAGCCCCGAGGCUAUGUCGUGGGGUGGAUCAUCGCCAUCAGUUUGCUGGUAGGGAUCCUCAUCUUCCUGCUGCUGGCUGUGCUGCUGUGGAAGAUGGGCUUCUUCCGCCGAAGGUACAAAGAGAUCAUUGAAGCCGAAAAAAACCGGAAAGAAAAUGAAGAUGGUUGGGACUGGGUCCAGAAAAACCAGUGACCCACCGUGCCAGUCAUGUGAUGCCCUCAUGUCCCCGUCACCAGCCUGUGGUCCUUGAUCUUUGUAUCUUCCAUAUUUGGAAGAAAGAAAUCUUCUCCAGAUUUUUCGGAGGCCCCACUGUUGCUGUAGUCUUCCUCACCCUGUCAAGCCCGGUACCGACCUGAGACGGCCACCUCCAGCCAGGUCACACGACUGGGGCCAACACCACUUCCCUUCACAGAAGAAACUCAGAACUUCGGAAAGACAAGCUACAGAGCAAAGCAAUAUUUAUGGAUGCAACAUUGAGCGGUCAACCCUCAGGGGAAAACUGUUACCUAAAAGUAUUUUUUAUAAAUGUAAGCCUUUUAUAUUGAUCAUGUCUUUAUAUUUGUAUCAAUGGUUUAUUAUUUCUAUUAAAUAGUUCUAUAAUUCACUCAAGCACUGAAACCUUGGAAAUACAUGUACCUGCAUACAAAUUUUAAAAAGAGAAGGAACUUACUGUACUUUGGAACUUGUUAGGAAAAAAAAAAACCUUGCAGAUAAACUGAAGAAACCUCAUGAAAUGAAUCCACCAAGCUGGGAGUACUACAAAAGCACCACGGACAUGGCAAGAGCACCUAAGACAUUUCCCAUGGUUUUCACCUGAAGUCAAGUUCAGAGAGCUUGAAGAAGUAUCAGUGCUUUCGCUUAUGGACCCCCCCUGGGAGAUUCUCAACAGGAACUGAGUUGGAAAGCCUGAUUUCCUCAUAGCAGAUGCUCUGUAUUACCCUAAUGCAUGCAUCAGCCACUGCAUCCUCCCUAUGGAGUCAGCAAGUACUGGAUGGACAACUGGUCAACCUCGGAAUAACAUCUCUUUCUUUCCAGACACCAUGCACCAAGGACCACAGCCCAGGACUGAAGCUGUGCUCAUUCAGCAAAGACCCGUGCCUGUGUGUGUACAGCCUGUUACUUUGCAGUGUGCGACUUUAGUUUAAGGGUCUCCAUUUCCUCACUUCCUCUUGCUGUCCCCAACUGGUAAUGUUGCAGGUUCCUUCCCAGAGAGGGACACCCUACUUGGUUUAUGUUUAUGUUGUAGGUGGGAUUUUCAAGAGUCAACCCCUUAAAUAGGACUUGGGUGCAAGUAAUUUAUUGAGGAUUUCUUCCCAGAAGGUAAUAGUGAGGAAGUGGAGAACACAGGACAGGGAAGUAGGGGAAGCCAGGGAACAGUGUCACUUCAGGAGACCACCCAUGAGGUGGCGUCAGCCCAGUGGGACCUCGUGGGCAAAUCAGGCUCAGGAGUCUGGACUUUUGUGGUCCCACACCUGCAGGGGAUAUAAACAUCCUGCCCUCUGUUCUUGCUGACAAGAUGACUCUGCCCUCUAGAGGAGAGCUUUGGGGGCAGCCUCAAGUAGGGAGACCCAGAAAUCAUGCAAAGAACUCUGAGCUAAACCAAGAGCUUUAGUGUCCACUCCCCCAUACAAGUGAAUCCUUCAGCUUUAGGUAACCAAAACAGCCAGGAAUCAAAACUGAUCCCAGAAGUCAAAUGCUGCAUCUGACUCUGGAAUGGAGACUGUGGUUGCCGAAGGAAGGGGCAGCCCAGGAAACCAGUCAGUGCCUAAGCUUUGUCAAAAGAAAGAAGGAAAGAAGGAAAGAAGCCAGGUACAGCCUGGACUGUGCGUCAGGCAUUGUGCUGGGUGCUGGGAGGAAGAGAACACAGCCACCUCUGGCUGGUAGGCCCUCCCACAAUAAGUGUGGAGUGUGGAUUCUUCGUGAACUCCAUUUGCAGCUGUUCUGUGGUGAUGAUGAUGUGUGAAUCACACCAUGGUUUCCUUUAAUAAAUCACUUGGGAUUGUUAGUUGGUAAAGCCACCACUGAACCAACUGCAGUUUUAGGUGAUUGCAUCUGUCCCCACUGGCUUGCUUUCUGCAAAGGGUAUGGCUACACCAGGGUCAGGAUAACGGUAACUCUGAUGCAUGGUUCAGCUAGCCAGCAAAGCCACACCUGAGGAAGCAUGGAUAAAGAGGAAGGACAGACUCUGCUAAAAAUGCCCACUUGUGCCUGAUCGUGAAUGGUGGACCCUCAAAGUUGGAACAUGCCCAGAAGGUCAUCACAAUCCAUGAGGCAGAUUCUAAGAAAACUAUAUAGUAGCCCCAGAAGCAAAUCCUAACAGCCAUUGUAGGGAAGAGAAAGCAUCUUUGCCUAUCUGAUGAUGCUGAGUGUCCCAUGACAGGAGAGCGAGGGACAUGGCUGCUUGGCACAGAGGCCGAGAAGGAGGUGGAAUGUUUUCUUGGAGUUCUCUCAACUGAGUAGUGUUGAGCCUUCUGUAGGCUAUGGGGGGAAGUGGGCAGGGGGUUGGUGUUCCUGUGUUACCUCUCUCUAGAACACUCUUUUAAAAACCCGCUGUGUAGCCUAUUGCACCCUUCUGCCUCUGAGUUCACUAUGGAAGCCCCUCAGACACUCUCAAGGGUGCUAUCCAUGGUUUUAACCAGAUCUCUGGACUGGACUGAAGCAGAGUUUUUGUUUGUUUGCUUGCUUGCUUGUUUUUGUUUUUAAGAUGAAGAGGGGCCCCUUUUUAAAAUUGCCUAAAGCAAUGUCCAUUUAAAAAGAAAGUCAACCCCCUUCUUCUCAGUUUACGUAGAAGUCAAGAAAGUCUACAUCAUCCCCAAAGUGAGCCCUGCCACAAAGAGGUCAUGAGAGUUGGAAGCACAAGAACCCUAGCAUGAAAGACCCGGGCAGCUGGCCUUGUGCUGGUUGACUAGUGCACACCCGGUGUCCCUGUCACUGUCCCUCAGGCAGCGCUUUGGGAAAGCACCUCAGUGCUCAGAGGUUUGGUAGGCUGUGUGAAGUCCCCCCACACCAAAUAUUGCGUGACUUCCUUUGCUAAAGCCAAAGCCAAGGAUAUGCUCACCAAACAGCAACCAUGCUCCUGGGGCACCCCGGUGAGCAGUGCCGUCUGUUGAGCACCAGUGUGGUGAGUGUGGAAAUGUUAUGCACGUUUAUCUAAGGAUGAGAUUACCUGGAAAAAAAAUGGGCUGAAUUUCUGACUUCCUGAAAGUCAGAGGUACCACAAAGCACUGUUAUUUGAGGGGUAGACUGGGAUGGACUGGGAUAGAGCUCAGUGUCAGAAUGCCUGCUUCACAGAUGCAGAGCACCAGGUUCAUUCCCGGCUACCUCCCCAGAAAUGCUACUGGGAGACCCACCCUUUAGUAAACAAAAGGCAGAAACUGAGCGUCCUUCACAGUUCCUCAAGAACACAGAAUUUUAAUAGACGUGGGUUUUGACAGUGGGGAAUGUUUUCUCUGAGGAUGGCUGAAGGGCGGCUGCAGAGCCAAGGGGGCCAGAUGAGCCUUCUAGAAUGUCUUCUGGGUUUUCAGCACAGUGGGGAAUGGUGGGCGGGUCCCCCGACGCGGUGUGAUGCUCUCCCCAGCUGACCUGGGUUCUGCUUUGUUAAGGUGUUUGGUUUGCUGCUUGGAAUCUGAUGUGUGGCUGGCAGUGUGGGUUUACGCUUUCCAAGCGGUUUGUUGCAUGGCAGGCACGCCUGCUCUCUGCAUGUCUGCAGCUUCCCUGAGGUAUACACACACACACACACACACACACACACACACACACACACACACACACUACCCAGGAGGAUUUGGGAGGGGGCUGUCCCUCCUCCCUGUGUCAUGUGUAUUCAAGGCUCCUCAGUCACUUCUGAUUCACUUGCACUGUUUGGAGAUGCCAGGUUUACAAAAAUAUGUGUUUGGAAUAAAAAGGAAAAAAAAAUGGCUUCA